Pestalotiopsis fici W106-1 is the source of this 1380-nucleotide messenger RNA. RefSeq lists its product as uncharacterized. Gene Ontology annotation, biological process: zinc ion transmembrane transport; intracellular zinc ion homeostasis. The coding region runs from base 1 to 1380 and encodes 459 amino acids. Gene Ontology annotation, cellular component: membrane. The record is from RefSeq and is a predicted model, not a curated record. Lineage: Eukaryota; Fungi; Ascomycota; Sordariomycetes; Amphisphaeriales; Sporocadaceae. The transcript has 6 exons. Gene Ontology annotation, molecular function: zinc ion transmembrane transporter activity.
AUGGCAGUUGGAUUCAAGACUGGAUCUCUUGCCUUGGUCGCCGAUGCAUUCCAUUAUCUCAAUGAUUUAAUCGGAUUCGUCAUCGCCCUUGGCGCCAUUCUGGUUACUCAACGUGCUACAUCGCCAAAGGACUUUUCGUUCGGUUGGGCCCGGGCAUCACUACUUGGUGCUUUCUUCAACGGGGUGUUCUUACUGGCACUAGGCGUCUCCAUCUUCCUCCAGUCCAUCGAGCGUUUUGUCUCAAUACAACAUGUGGAGGAUCCUAAACUUGUCCUCAUCAUGGGCUGCAUUGGGCUCACGCUCAAUAUUUUGAGUGCUGCAUUGCUGGGUCACGAUCAUCAUGGGCACGAUCAUGGCCACGGGCAUAGCCACGGGCAUAGCCAUGAGUAUGGACACAGUCACGAUCAUGGGCACAAUCACGACCAUGCUGGUCAUGAUCACGAGCUUGGUCUGAGCCCUGGCCAUAGCCACACCCACGAUCAUGGCCGUACGCAAGUCACGGGGGACGAUGCUAGGUAUUCUGGGCAUGGUCAUGAAGAAAGACUGAGCCAAGACCAUGCCACAACAAAUGAUCGAUCACCAGCUCAAAGCGUCCAUCAGCACAACCGCGGGCACCACCCAGCAAACAUGGAGUUGGGAAUGAUUAGUACAGAGAGUACGGACCGAGCACCAAUGACACCCAUAAGCGCUCAUGCCAAUCAUCGUCAUAAUAUCGCCAAACUUUCUGCACCUGGUCGCGAUCUUGGCAUUAUGGGCGCACUCAUCCAUGUCAUUAGUGAUGCCCUCAAUAAUAUCGGCGUCAUCAUCGCGGCACUCGUCAUCAUGUUGACCAAGUACGAUGCCAGAUUCUACGCUGAUCCCGGUGUGAGCCUGGGAAUAUCAUUGAUGAUCCUUCUCUCGUCGAUACCUCUGGUCAAGAACAGUGGCAAGAUACUAAUGCAAAGUGCUCCCCGAGGCGUGGAUUUCGAUGACGUGAAGCAUGACCUUGAAAAGGUCCCCGGAGUCGAAUCAGUCCACGAACUGCACAUCUGGCGCCUCGACCAGCAAAAGGCCAUCGGGUCUGCACAUGUAGUUGUCUCAGAAGACAAUGUGACGAGCUUCAUGGACUCGGCCAAGACGAUCAAGGAGUGCUUGCAUGCAUAUGGGGUGCACUCGGUGACGCUCCAGCCCGAACUCGCACAAUCGCGACCCCCGACCUCGUACACCACCACCACGGGGGUCGCGGCGGCAGAGACCGCAACGCCAGUCAAUGGCACCACGCCGUCCAUUGCUGCCUCGUCGCUUAGAAGGCGGCGAGUCGAUGAGACGGCCUGCCAGAUGGUUUGCGGAAAUCUGUGUGAGAAUUUGACUUGCUGCGCUGGUCCUUCGAGGAUGGUCUGA